UGUGCAGCUAAAUUUGGGUUGUGGUUUGACUCUCGCCUGCUGUCGCCAUGAGCUGUGGCACCAAGUCCUCGAGCAGCACCAUUAGAAUUAGCAGUGGAGGGGGAGGAGGUGGUGGUGGCGGUGGUGGUGGAAGAUGCAGUGGUGGAGGCGGUGGAGGGAGCAGGUCUGGUGGAUACUCCUCAGUGUCCACUAGAAAAUACACCUCCUCUGGAGGCGGCGGGGGCUUUUCUGGGAGAAGCUUUGGAGGAGGAGGCUCCAGGAGCAGCUAUGGAGGGGGCUUCAGCAGCGGCAGCUGCGGGAGGAUCAGCCGCAGCAGCUACAGUGGCAGGAUAAGCGGUGGCGGGUACGGAGGAGGAAUGAGCUGUGGAAGCAUUGGAGGAGGAUUUGGGUCAGGAGGGGGCGGAUUUGGGGGAAUGGGAGGUUGUUAUGGAGGUGGUGGGUACAGUGGAGGUGGUGGAUACAGCGGAGGUGGUGGGUAUAGUGGAGGUGGAUUCAGUGGCUUCGGGGGCAGCGGGGGCUUCGGUGGUGGUGGCAGCUAUGGUGGAGGAGGUUUUGGUGGGAUGGGGUUCGGGGAGGACUCUGGAUUGCUCUCCACAAAUGAGAAGCUGACCAUGCAGAACCUCAACGAUCGCCUGGCUUCUUACAUGGAUAAAGUGCGACGCUUGGAGGAAGAAAAUGCUCAGCUGGAGCGGCUGAUCAGGGAGUGGUACCAAAGUCAAGGUCCCUCUCAGGGCAGGGACUACAGCCAAUAUUACAGGACAAUCGAAGAGCUGCAAAACCAGAUUGUUGGUGCAAAUGUGGACCUGAACAGGAUGCUUCUUGACAUGGACAACACCAGAAUGACUGUGGAUGACUUCAGAAUGAAGUAUGAGACUGAGUACAGUCUCCACCAGAGUGUGGCAAGUGAUAUCAAUGGAUUACGCCCAUUUUUGGAUCAGCUGACUCUAGCCAGAUCUGACUUGGAGUCACAGUUUGAAUCCCUAAAAGAGGAACUGAUCUUCCUGAGGCAGAACCAUGAAGAGGAAAUGAAAGGACUGCGAACACAGUCUGGUGGGGAUGUGAGCGUGGAGGUCAACGCUACUCCUGGUAUUAACCUGAUGGAGAAGCUGAAUGAAAUGCGCUGCGAGUACGAGAGGCUCAUUGAGAACAACCGCAAGGAGGUGGAGAGCUGGUACGAAACCAAGAUGGAAGAAGUCAAUCAACAAGUCCACUCAAGUGGCCAGGAGAUACAAUCAAGCAACCAGCAGAUCUCUGAGCUGAGACGUGAAUAUCAGAGCCUGGAGAUUGAGCUGCAGUCACAGAUCAGCAUGGUCGACUCUUUGCAGUCCAACCUGGAGGACACGGAACGUCGCUAUAACAUGCAGCUGCAGCAGAUCCAGGGCAUGAUCAGCCCCUUGGAGGAGGAGCUGGCCAGCAUCCGCUGCGAGAUGGAGAGCCAGAACGAGGAGUACAAGAUGCUGCUGGGCAUCAAGACUCGCCUGGAACAGGAGAUCCAGCAGUACCGGGUGCUGCUGGAGGAGGGGCAGCAGGACCUUGUAAUCCCUUCAGGAGGAAUUGGAGGAGGCAUGGGAGGUGGUAGAAUAGGAGGUGGUGGCUAUUCUGGAGGAGGAAGAGGAGGAGGUGGUAGCAUAAGUGGUGGAUAUGGUGGUGGUGGCAGUGGAAUGGGAGGAGGAAUGGGAGGAGGAAUGGGAGGAGGAAGUGGUGGAGGAGGAAUGGGAGGAGGAAGUGGAGGAAUGGGAGGAGGAAGUGGAGGAAUGGGAGGGGGAAGUGGAGGAAUAGGAGGAGGGAGUGGAGGUGGAUGCAGUAGCAUUGGAGGAGGAGGAGGAGGAGGAAGAACCUCGGGAGGCAUCAGCAGUUCCCACUCCUACUCUUCAUCUUCCCAGUCCCAGUCCUGCAGGAGUGGCGGUGAAAGCCAAGGCUAUGGAAGAAAAUCUUUUGACUAAGAAUAUACACCAAGGAUCCUCCAGUGCAAGACCCUUCAAACAGAAACGCCCGAAUCCGCUGCUUUCCCCGUGCUCCCGAGGAAGGAUGAUGCUCUGAGCAGUUCCUGGGAGUUGCAGAUGCCACCUCUCCCCUGCCCUGCAUGCUCUGUGCUGCUUCUGCCCGCGAUGCUCCGUGGUCCCGGUCACUGGCACUGCAACUGCUGCUUCACAGACCCAACCUGGCCGGUACUCGGGUUGUUCUGAAUCAGGAAAAUGUCUCUAAUAAAAUUUCAUUUCUGUCUGAUGCAACCAGAA
Molecule: messenger RNA, 2237 nt
Organism: Corapipo altera (White-ruffed manakin)
Lineage: Eukaryota; Metazoa; Chordata; Aves; Passeriformes; Pipridae
Product: keratin, type I cytoskeletal 10-like
Exons: 8
Coding region: 48-1943 (631 amino acids)
Cellular component (GO): keratin filament
Molecular function (GO): structural molecule activity
Source: RefSeq, a predicted model, not a curated record